Molecule: messenger RNA, 1248 nt
Organism: Dioscorea cayenensis subsp. rotundata (Guinea yam)
Lineage: Eukaryota; Viridiplantae; Streptophyta; Magnoliopsida; Dioscoreales; Dioscoreaceae
Product: mediator of RNA polymerase II transcription subunit 15a-like
Exons: 6
Coding region: 100-603 (167 amino acids)
Biological process (GO): regulation of DNA-templated transcription
Molecular function (GO): chromatin DNA binding; transcription coactivator activity
Source: RefSeq, a predicted model, not a curated record
CUCUGUUUUCGUUUUCUGGACUCAUUUUCUCGUUUUCAUUCUCUUUUGUUAUUUUCGUUUUCCAAUCUCCAUAGCCUGAAUCGGGGCUUCCUCGCAGAGAUGGACGGUGGGAGCUGGAGGGCGGCGGGGCCGGGAGACGCCGGUGGGGACCCGCCUGCGGGUGACUGGAGGACCCAGCUCCAGUCGAAAGCUCGGCAACGGAUCGUGAACAAGGUAAUGGAAACUUUGGAGAGGCAUUUGCCGAUCCCCGCAUCUGAGGGAUUGAAUGAACUUAAAAAAAUUGCUGUGAGAUUUGAGGAAAAAAUUUACACUGCUGCAAUGAGUCAGAUUGAUUAUCUGCGGAAAAUCUCUUUAAAAAUGCUUUCAAUGGAGAUAAAGACCCAGAAUCCAGCAGCAAUUAAUCAGCCAUCACUAAAUUCAGCCGGUGGGAAUCAAAGUAAUGUAGACCCAGAGAUGGACGGUGGGAGCUGGAGGCCGGUGGGGCAGGGAGACGCUGGUGGGGACCCGCCUGCGGGUGACUGGAGGACCCAGCUCCUGCCGGAAGCUUAUCUUGAACAAGAUAAUGAAAACUUUGGAGAGGCAUUUACCGAUGCUCUCAUCUGAGGGAUUGAUUGAACUUAAGAAAAUUGCUGUGAGAUUUGAGGAAAGAAUUUACACUGCUGCAACGAGUCAGGUCUGUGGGCUUCGCUUUCAAAGUUUUGUCGUUAUCUUCCUGCAGUUUAAUCAUUGGUGUCAAACUGUGCAGUCAAUAUUAUUUAUUGCGAAUAGGGAAAAAAGCCCACCAUUGCGUUUCAAUUGCAUAAAUACCGUGAGCACUUUGAACCAAAGCAUUGUACAGAUAAAUUCUUAACUUUCUUUUUUUUAUCAGACUGAUUAUCUGCGUAAAAUCUCUUUAAAAAUGCUUCCAUGGGAGGCAAAGGCCCAGAAUGCUGCAUCAAUUAGUCCACCAUCACAAAAUCCAGCAGGUGUGAUUCAAAGUAAAAUAUAGACCCAGAUGCAGUCUAUGAAGGAGUAAAGAGGCAGCUCUGCAGCUCAAUGAAACUAUAUAUCAAAACUGUAUGCUUGCCUUGGAGUUGCAUAGAGAGUGAAGUCUAUUCUUUAACUUUUACUAUCAAACUGUCAAGUUCAAACAUAUUCCAUCUGGAAAACUUCAACUAUGCUCAGAAGACAUUUGAGAUGAAGUAAAUAUAUUAUGGUAUGCUUGUUUCUAAUAUUUCGAUUUACCUACUAUAUAUAUAUAUUUGUGCA